UAAUCCGCAUUUUCCCGAGAAAACUCUCUCUCUCUGCAUGUCUUUAAUUUGAAAAAUUCUCGUUCCACUUACAGACGCGCAUUCUUCAUUUAUUUCACUUCGUUGAAAACUCUAAACCCACCCAAAAGAAUUUCUUCAUCUUCUCUCUGAUCAAUUUAUCGUUCCAUUUCAGGGAAGCUGGUGAUUUAUCGUGCUAGCAUGACAUUGAAUAAUCCACUCUUCGAUGAUACUCGGGGCAACAGAGAUGUUGAUCCUCCUCAAAAUGAAGAGUCAACCGAUGUUGUUGAAUUGGUCAAUGAUCCUGUACAAACUGCUUCUAAACCUACCGGGACUGUUUUAAGCAGUGUCCGUGAGCUUCUAGAGUGUCCUGUAUGCCUGAAUGCCAUGUACCCUCCAAUUCAUCAGUGUUCGAAUGGUCACACUAUAUGCUCGGGUUGUAAACCGAGAGUACAUAACCGGUGCCCUACUUGUAGGCAUGAGCUGGGAAAUAUUAGAUGUCUAGCACUGGAAAAGGUGGCUGCAUCUUUUGCACUCCCUUGUAAAUACAAAGAGUUUGGGUGCAUUGGUAUAUAUCCUUACUACAACAAGCCAGAACAUGAAUCACAAUGUUCAUAUAAGCCCUAUAACUGUCCAUAUGCUGGUUCAGAAUGCCCGGUUGUGGGUGAUAUAUCUUACCUGGUGAACCAUUUGAAAGAAGAUCACAAAGUGGACAUGCACAAUGGUAGCACUUUUAACCAUCGAUAUGUCAAAUCAAAUCCUCAAGAUGUCGAAAAUGCCACAUGGAUGUUAACGGUUUUCAGCUGUUUUGGCCACUUCUUCUGUCUACACUUUGAAGCUUUUCAGCUUGGAAUGGCUCAUGUCUACAUAGCCUUUUUGCGGUUUAUGGGUGAUGAUAGCGAAGCGAAAAAUUAUAGCUACAGUCUAGAGGUAGGUGGAAAUGGGAGAAAGAUGGUUUGGCAGGGAGUACCAAGAAGCAUAAGAGAGAGUCACCGCAAGAUUCGCGACAGUUUUGACGGUCUCAUUAUUCAAAGGAACAUGGCUCUCUUUUUUUCGGGCGGUGACCGGAAUGAGUUGAAGCUGAGGGUCACUGGCAGGAUUUGGAAAGAACAAUGACAAGAAGGAAAACAAUGUCCUUUCUUUGAUUAUAAAUUAUAUUUUAGACUUAAUAGUUUGUAGUGAAUAUGUAUUUUGUUUUACUUUUUGUAAUUUAGAAGGCAAUGUCUCUUUGCUUAUCCUUACUUACAUCAGAUACAUGAACAAGAAAGAGUACUUUCUAGCUAUCAAUAUGAUAAUUUCAAUUCUAUUAACGUUAUUGAUAGA
Molecule: messenger RNA, 1320 nt
Organism: Lathyrus oleraceus (garden pea)
Lineage: Eukaryota; Viridiplantae; Streptophyta; Magnoliopsida; Fabales; Fabaceae
Product: E3 ubiquitin-protein ligase DIS1
Exons: 4
Coding region: 199-1113 (304 amino acids)
Biological process (GO): multicellular organism development; ubiquitin-dependent protein catabolic process
Cellular component (GO): cytoplasm
Molecular function (GO): zinc ion binding; protein binding; ubiquitin protein ligase activity
Source: RefSeq, a predicted model, not a curated record